AUGCAGCUUAAAUUGAAGAAGAUUCUUGUGAGGCAUACGUGUUUGAAAUCCAAGUCAGUAACAAACUUGGCAGAAGCCUCAGCAGAUCCUCCAAUUGAUGGGACACCCCCCCAGGUGACAGCAGCAAGUCUCCCUUUGCCUCCUGUGGAUAUUCCACCUCCUGCACCUGCAGCAGACACUGAGGAAGCAGGUGCAGCUGGUGGACCAUCUGACCCCCUUGAACGCUACCCAGCCAAUAUCCCCAUCCCACCUGAGGAAAGCUGAUUUGCCUUAGAGAUGAGAGAGAGAGAACUAAGAGAAAAAUUUUAUAUGAAAACAGGUUUCUUUGCCUGAUUUUUCCAGCUAUGUUCUUCCAUUGUUGCUCUCUGGCAUUGCUCAUUGCCUCAACCGGGAAAAGAUUGAUUACAACGUGACUUCUCGAUGAUAUCCCCGUGUGAGUCUCAUCAAUGGCUUGUGAUAUGCCUUCAGAUCUUUCAUUUUUGCAUUCUCCUCCCUUUUUAUUGGAAGACUCCCAUCAUCUUUCUUGCACGUCAGGAACCUCAUCAACAUCAUUCCAUGAAACCCAUAAUAUGGAGAGUUCAAUAAUUUUUUCUCAAGGCUUUGACUUAAUCCUGAGAUCUCCAGUUGUGGAUGUACAAGUUCAAUACUCUCUGCUUCACAGCUUUUCAUCAGGUGGAUUAUCAUUCAUGUCAUUCAAGACCUAUCAGCUCAAAUAUAUCCAAUGUUGGAUAUUUUAUGGAAUAUCUAAGACAUUCAUGGUCCAUGAUGUGUUCUAUCAACAAAAAGAAUGUCUGAAACCUUGAGUUGUGUCACACCGCCUGUUGUUUCAUCAAAUCAGGCCUGUUGUCUAUGUCUUCGACUUUGCUGUCUUUUUUUUCUGUGGAGUUGGGGUUUCUCAUGUCGAAAGUCUGUCUCCUUUUUUUUAUUAAUAAACUUCUACAUAAGAA
This is a messenger RNA of Darwinula stevensoni, 947 nucleotides long. The record is from the annotation of a GenBank genome assembly. NCBI's taxonomy places the organism in Eukaryota, Metazoa, Arthropoda, Ostracoda, Podocopida, Darwinulidae.